UUCGGUUUGGAGAAAGAUGGUGAGAUUCCACAGAAUAAGCAGAGGUUUGAAGAGGCUGCGUCUUUGAUGUAGGAGUAGUCGCCGAAGCCACGCUCACGAUGAGGCUGCUCCGAAGACAUUACGGCCCACUGAAGUUGGCUUUGGGGGGCAUUGCCUUUGUGGUCUUCCUCUUCAUCAUGCAAAGGGAUGUGAGCAAUGGGGACCAAAGGGAGGAGCCUUGGCUAAAGAACGUUGUGGUCAGGAAAGACCAAAUGAUUGACAUAAUGAUGGGAGCCGUCAACAACAUCCAGGACUCCAUGCCAAAGCUGCAGAUUGGGGCUCCGGUUCAGCAAGAGGUGCCUGUCUGGGACAGCAAGUCCUGCCUGCCGGGAUAUUACACACCAGCAGAACUGAAGCCCUUCAUGGAACGUCCACCUCAAGACCCCAAUAGCCCAGGAGCUGAUGGCAAACCUUUCAAGAAGGACCAGUGGACACCAGAGGAGAUGAAAGAGAAAGAACGUGGCUACGACAAGCACUGUUUCAAUGCCUAUGCCAUAUUACAGUAG
Molecule: messenger RNA, 545 nt
Organism: Elgaria multicarinata webbii
Lineage: Eukaryota; Metazoa; Chordata; Lepidosauria; Squamata; Anguidae
Product: polypeptide N-acetylgalactosaminyltransferase 6-like
Exons: 1
Coding region: 99-545 (148 amino acids)
Source: RefSeq, a predicted model, not a curated record